AUGAAAUCUCAAUUAUUAAAAUCAUCUAGAAUUCGUCAAAAGACUCGACGAGUGCCCAGUAAUGAGAGCGAGAAGUACUCCUAUACCCGAGCCCGUUCAAUGGACCGGAACGAAUCCCCUUCAGGAGAACUUCGUACCCGACUGAUUUCACCUGAACCUGUUGGAGAUUACACUUAUGUGAAUUACCAUGAUUCGUCGAAUGGAAGACCGAAUGGUAUAAAGGACGAAAAACGAUUGCCAAGGAGCAUCCUCAAGAACAAGCAGGUAAAUUUCUACUCUAGUGAAAGCUGUUAUUCCAAUUAUUUCAAAGUUUUUGACCGAUUACGGCGUCAUCUGUCUCUGGAAAAGAGCGCGUCGCCACAAGGACAGAAGCGUUCAUUACUAUCGUUUAAUAGAAGAAGAACCAGCGAAGUACGAGUGGAUCCCGACGGAAGGCUGGUUACUAACGGAUGUGAUGAUGCUGUCAAUUACAACCGCCCGAACUCCCCAAUGGACAAAAUAAAGUCGUUGUUCCGCAAAAAUGACGCUCCCAACGUUUCAUCGGGCCUAUCGAGUAGCGACUAUUAUGCGGGGCGGUCCGUAAAAUUCGACGUUUUUGACUUGCUUGUAAAGCUUAUUGAGGAAAAAAUUUUUCAGUUAUCCUGGAGUCGUGAUCCAUCAUCGGUGCUCAAUCGCUACAGCUACACGCCCGGGAUGUCUGAUCAACGGCGUCAUUGGUACGACGAUCAUAACAUGUACUAG
Angiostrongylus costaricensis is the source of this 741-nucleotide messenger RNA. NCBI's taxonomy places the organism in Eukaryota, Metazoa, Nematoda, Chromadorea, Rhabditida, Metastrongylidae. The record is from the annotation of a GenBank genome assembly.